AUAACCGAUAGUCGCACAAAGCUAUCGAUGUUUCUCCACCUCUAUUUUGUUAUUUCUCGGACGGAGUAAUGUUUACUGCAGCUGUUUAGUGUGUGUUUAACGGUAGUUGGCGACGUAAUUUGCAACCGGAACGGAACACCGCCACCUGGACGAGCCGCACUUGCCUCUCGCCCUCCGUCCGCGCCGGUCGAUGAGAGCUCCACUGGGACUGGCCAGCAGAACGCGAAAGAUGAGCAACAACUACAACGACGUGCCCUUCGGCAUCCGGGCGGUGCAGCGACUGUCCCGCCACUGCUGCCCCCGCAUCCACGUCCGCAGGGAUCUGCUCUAUAAGAUGUCUGUGUUUGUGCUAACUUUCCUGGCUUACGCCUGCUACCACAUGUGCCGCAAACCUAUAUCCGUAGUUAAAUCGGUGCUUCAAGGAAACUGUUCCACUGCCCUGUCUGCAUCUGGUCAAGAAUGCGGCUAUGCGCCUUUUGAUGUUCCCGAUGCCACCACACUGUUUGGAAUGCUGGAUUCGGCCUUCCUGUUUUCCUACGCCAUUGCCAUGUUCGCUUCUGGUUUUGUGGCUGAGAGAGUUUCCCUCCGAUACUUCCUGUCCAUGGGAAUGAUCCUUACCGGAGUGUUCACCUAUAUGUUUGGCAUCGCUCGCACAUCGAACAUCCAUAGCUUGUGGUACUUCGUUUUGGUGCAAAUCUUCGCUGGCAUUUUCCAGACGACAGGAUGGCCUGGUGUAGUGGCUCUCGUUGGUCGUUGGUUUGGAAAGUCCAAGCGCGGCUUGAUCUUCGGCAUCUGGAACAGCCACACAUCUAUUGGAAACAUUCUUGGCACACUGAUAGCGGCGCAUUAUGUGGAAACCGAUUGGGCUCUUUCAUUUGUAGUCCCAGGCAUCAUAAUUGCAGCCGUGGGCUUUCUGCUCUUCCUUUUCCUGGUGGACCAACCGGAGAUAGUCGGCUGCUAUCCACAAACCGGUCACCAGGAGCGACGCGUGACCAACGAGUCUGACGAGGAGCAGGACGACGAGGAGCAGGUGCGCCACAACGAUGCCGAAAUCAAUUAUAGAUCGGUGCCCACCGAGCGCACUCCAAUCCUGGCUCGUCCCCAACCAGCGGCACAACCUAGAGGCCACGGACGUCCUAUAAGCCUGAUUGAUGCCCUGUACAUACCCGGAGUGGUAGAGUUUUCCCUGUGUUUGUUCUUCACCAAGCUGGUCAGCUACACUUUCAUGUAUUGGCUGCCCCUCUAUAUUCAGAAAUCCAGCACAUUGGGACCACAACUCUCCGCUGAUCUGUCCACUCUGUUCGAUGUGGGUGGCAUUUUGGGAGCUAUAGCUGCGGGCUAUCUAUCGGAUGUGAGCGGAAUGUCGGCCACCGUCUGCACAGGCAUGUUGUUCAUUGCCUCGCCAAUUCUGCUGAUGUAUCAACAAUAUGGUGCACUGUCGUUGACGUUCAGCAUAGUGCUGCUGAUUGUGGUCGGCAUAUUUGUGAACGGCCCCUAUGCCCUGAUCACAACCUCUGUGAGUGCUGAGCUGGGUCAGCACAGCUCCCUGGAGGGCAAUGCCAAUGCCCUGGCCACCGUGACGGCGAUUAUCGAUGGCACUGGCUCGAUUGGAGCGGCAGUUGGCCCGCUGCUCGCAGGACUCAUCUCCACCGCCGGAUGGCAGUACGUCUUCCACAUGCUCAUCGCUGCCGACAUCAUUGCCAUGGUGCUGCUGGGGCGUUUGGUCUUCAAGGAGUUUGGCGCACUGCGCCGCGCAUCGCAUCGGAUUCGAAUUGAAUAGCAGGAAGCGGCAGAAGCGGUUUUGGCCGCCGAGUCGAAUGUGGUUUGACCGUAUUUAUUUUUGAUUUUUUAGCGUUCUGUGUACAUAGCAUAACAUUGUAUAGCCUACAUAAAGAGCGUUCUGUUUUUGCAUUCGAGAACAUAUCAGAGUGUUUCUGAUCCUAGUUUUACCACAUACAUGUCAAUACCUUAUGUUAUUUUAAAUGGAAUGUUUACCAUCAUCCUAGGCUAUCCAUCAAGUUUACAGUUUUGAUAUAUUACCUACAUAUAUAUAUACAUACAUAUAUUUUGUAAUCUUGUGUGUGCGUGUGUGUCAGAGUCUCCUCGUUUUAAGUGCCGAACUAUCAUUAGUACUAGCGUAAUUCUACUGCUAUGUAAAUACACUUUAUAGUACACUUUUCGUACCAAUAAAAACGAAUUUGACUGUUCCCAGAGGCAGUACAAUUUCUGAAACUCUAA
Molecule: messenger RNA, 2238 nt
Organism: Drosophila ficusphila
Lineage: Eukaryota; Metazoa; Arthropoda; Insecta; Diptera; Drosophilidae
Gene: MFS16
Product: glucose-6-phosphate exchanger SLC37A2
Exons: 7
Coding region: 191-1780 (529 amino acids)
Biological process (GO): transmembrane transport
Cellular component (GO): membrane
Molecular function (GO): glucose 6-phosphate:phosphate antiporter activity
Source: RefSeq, a predicted model, not a curated record